Molecule: messenger RNA, 1144 nt
Organism: Macadamia integrifolia
Lineage: Eukaryota; Viridiplantae; Streptophyta; Magnoliopsida; Proteales; Proteaceae
Product: ubiquitin-NEDD8-like protein RUB2
Exons: 1
Coding region: 159-1037 (292 amino acids)
Biological process (GO): proteasome-mediated ubiquitin-dependent protein catabolic process
Cellular component (GO): nucleoplasm; cytosol
Molecular function (GO): polyubiquitin modification-dependent protein binding; proteasome binding; ubiquitin binding
Source: RefSeq, a predicted model, not a curated record
UGGACUGGACUGGUUUCCUCCAUUCUCCAACCUCCUUGUGAAUCGGACUAGCAGUUACAGAAAAGGAAACUCUUUAUUUUAGUCUUUUUUUUAGUAACAAAACGAGAAGAUCGUUAUGUGUAUUACACCAAAAGAGAAGAAAAAAAGAUCAUUCAGAGAUGGAUGUGUUCUUCGAAAUCCCCAAAGGCAAGAGGUUCACCAUUGAAGUGGGCUAUUUCGAUACAGUAUUAGAGAUGAAAGAAAAGAUUCAGAAAUACGAAGGCUUCCCCAUCUCUCGACAAAUCUUAGUUUUUAAUGGUCAAGUCAUGGCGGACGAGCUUGAUACUGAGUUCUAUGAGGUCUUAAAUCGCUCUCGAAUCCAACUCAUUCUGGAACCUGAACCUCCGACUGCUAAUAAACAACCACCACCACCAGCCACGGUGGUGAAGCUGGAAGAAUCAUCAUCCACCUCAUCUUCUCCACCAAGAAAACUUCAAAUCCUCGUAAAAAGUGGUAAGAAACAGUUUCCCCUUUCCAUGGAUCCAACAGAGACAGUUUUAAGAUUGAGGGAGAAGAUCCAUGAGGCUGAAGGUCUCCCUCUCAAUCGAUUCAAUCUAUCCUUCAUGGGUGUUGAUUUGAUGGAAGAUCGAUCUCUUAGGGAUUACGCCAUAACUGACCACGCCGAGAUCAAUGUCGUCAAGCCUCUAUCUCUUGUUGUUACGACGACAUCUGCUUCUAAUGCGGCGAUAGCAUCACCACCGUCGGCAGGAGCCGCCGCCGCCGCUGCAAGUUCUAAGAAACUGAAAUUAAUGGUGUUGCCGAAAGGAGGAACAAAAAUUCCAGUGGAGGUGAAUGCAUCUGAUAAUGUGGGGGAAUUGAAGAAGGAACUGCAGAAGUUGCACAAACAGCAUAGUCAUCCAAAUCUUCCAACAGAAAGUUAUUUCUUUAUUUACAAACAGAAUGUGAUGGAUGAGGAUCGAUCCUUCCGAUGGCAUGAAGUGCGACAAGGUGAUACCAUUGAGAUCUUCAUUGGAAGUGUAACAGGAGGUGGAACAUGACAUGUUUUUUUCUCUCUUUCAUUGUUUUUUCCUUGGAGGUAGGAUUCUAGGACGAGAAUGAUUCUGGUAUGAGAACUUGAUUUGAUUUGCUCUCAGACUCUAUCUAC